Messenger RNA from Paraglomus occultum, 435 nucleotides. The record is from the annotation of a GenBank genome assembly. Lineage: Eukaryota; Fungi; Glomeromycota; Glomeromycetes; Paraglomerales; Paraglomeraceae.
AUGUCUCAAAAGAAUUCCGUCUUAAUUUUCUUCUUCUUGGCUCUAUUGCUUCCUUUCACUUUGGUCGCUCAUCCGGUCGAACGAGACGUUGGUGACUCCGCGCUAGCUUUGUUCUCGCCUAUCCUUGGUGCCGUUCAGUUCUACGAAUCUACAACGGGGGUUACUUUGAUCGGACAGUGGAAUACCGGAUUUGAUGAUACCGAUUGGACUCACUACACCCUCCAAAUUGUGGACACGGUUACGCAGACUUUAGUGACCGACCUGACACCCAAUAUUAUACCGUUAAAAGUUCCAAUUCUAAAUGGUGGCACCGCUGGUUGGACGUUUGAUGUUCCUGGAGUAAAUUUCCGAAAAGAAUGGAAUGGACAAACUCUGGUUGUUGCGCACUCAGGAGCAACAAUUGGAACGGCACUUAUUCAAGGCGUUAUUGCCUGA